Messenger RNA from Penicillium pulvis, 627 nucleotides. Its product is annotated as cupin domain-containing protein. The coding region runs from base 1 to 627 and encodes 208 amino acids. The transcript has 2 exons. Lineage: Eukaryota; Fungi; Ascomycota; Eurotiomycetes; Eurotiales; Aspergillaceae. The record is from RefSeq and is a predicted model, not a curated record.
AUGUUAUCAUUCUUAGCAAAGAAGGUACCACGAACUACAACCUAUAGGCUCAACCCAAUCCUAUUUGAUGAUGGCCGUUCCUAUAUCGAAUUCAAGUCCCCCAACGACCAGUACCUCGUCAUGAAUCGCUGGCCACCCGGUUCCAACGAGACGAACAAGAAUAUAGCCCUGCGCCCACCACUUCACUGGCAUCGGAAUCAGACUGAAACCUUCCAUGUGAUUAGCGGGUCUGCUAAAUUUAUCUACGAGGGACAAGAAAUAAUCAAAACAAGCGGUCAAACCAUGCUGAUCCCGAUCAAAACCUUCCACACCUUCUGCAAUGCAAGUGCCGAGAAUGAGCUCGUGAUUGAGUUUGUCCUGGAGCCAAAAUGGAAAGAAAGGGACGAGGCAUUUUUCCGAAAUGUGCAAUCUUAUCGUGAUGACUGUCGUAAGGCGGGUCUCUCUAGAAGCUUACCGCAAGUGUUAUUGUUUAAUUGGGCUGGAGGUGUUGUACUUGCUUUGCCUGGUCCACGUAUCCUCGCUAGGUUUCUAGGUGUGUGCAUGAACUUCCUUGGGGGUGUUGUGCUGGGGAAGUAUAUUCUAGGAUAUCAAACAUCAUAUCCCGAAUACUACAAGCCAAAGAUUUAG